Cladophialophora carrionii CBS 160.54 is the source of this 2115-nucleotide messenger RNA. RefSeq lists its product as uncharacterized. Lineage: Eukaryota; Fungi; Ascomycota; Eurotiomycetes; Chaetothyriales; Herpotrichiellaceae. The record is from RefSeq and is a predicted model, not a curated record. The coding region runs from base 1 to 2115 and encodes 704 amino acids. The transcript has 2 exons.
AUGAGGUCUGCAUUCACUGCCGGUCUCGUGGCAUCUGCCUGGGUCGUUCAGCAGGCUGUCGCAACAGGCUGGGGCGACUCUCCGGGCUUCCCGAGCGUCUCGAAUACCAACAACAACUGCUCAGCUGACCAGCAGAACGGCUUUGACUGGUCGGGCCUCCCAACAGGAGGCUUCAACAGCUAUGGUGGAUUUGGCUUCGGAGGGUUCUCUUGCCAGGACUCCUUCAAGUCAGACGGCAGGAAGAGAUCGAUCAAGACCCGCAGUGACUUUCAGUCGAAGUGCAUCCAAGGCAAAGUGGGCAAAUCAUCGAGCAGUAGCCCUAGCUUCUCGUGUGCCCAAGAUGAGAGGUUCUCUAUCACACAUAUGCAAGUCUCUGUCUCUUUCGAUACCGAGCUGGACUUCAUCUUCGCCAUGCCUGAUGGCUCGAGCUGCAAACAUACCGCGUCCUGCAGCGCCAAGGGCACGACCGUGGAGAACACCCAGUGCGGUGGUGCUCGAUCGGUGACAUUCCAGAUGCCUCCCAGCAGUAACAAGGAUGGCUGCGAUAUCGGUAUCCAUUCCAUCGGCUUUGAUUGCAACUCUCCACCAACGUCCUCCUCGACAACUACGCGCCCAGCCACUUCCACGACGACGCCAGUGACCACAACGAGCUCGGUAGUCACGACUACGACGCCCAAGACUGAGGGCACGACCACUACGCUGAAAUCUGAGAGUACGACUACUACGCCGAAAACCGAGGAGACAACCACUACGCCUAAGUCUGAGGGCACAACUACGACGCCCACGUCUGAGGGCACAACUACGACGCCCACGUCUGAGGGCACAACUACCACGCCAAAGGCCGACACCACCUCGACCACCGAAAGCAGCCCAGUCACAAGCAGCAGCCCUGCGACUACAACUUCUCCGGUACCUCAGACGACCACGACAACCCCUGCUGUGGACACUCCUGGCACGUCUACCACCACCAAACCUGGCGAGACUCCCAGCACGUCUACCACCACCAAACCUGGCGAGACUCCUAGCACGUCCACCACCAAGCCCGGCGAAACUCCCAGCACGUCCACAACAAAGCCAGGCGACACUCCCAGCUCCUCCACCACCACAACUUCUCCAUUUGGCCAACCUCCAAGCUCCUCCUCGACCACACCACCCACACCGCCUUCCUCAUCCUCUUCAGCUCCGCCAGCCGGUCCUCCCCCAUCGCAGCCAACUUCGCCGUGCCCACCUCUGCUCCCAUCAUGCCUAAACACCUGGUUGAGCACCCUUCCCUCCUGCGCCUCUAACUCCGACACCAAAUGUUUCUGUCCGUCCCCCGCCUUCAUCGCCAGCGUCCAAUCAUGUGUCUCCGCCUGGGGUUCCUCCGAAGAUGAGAUCACCGCCGCACUCAGCUACCUGGCCGGCAUAUGCGCAGACUUUGUGCCCCAAAACCCGGGCAUUUGCACUGGUGUCCCCAGCACUAUCACGUUGGUCCCUGCGCCGCCGACGACCGAGACACAAGUGAGCACCGUCACCGCGACAGGGACAGUCACAGCUACAGCGACGAUCACGAACGGCGCAGGCCGAGGACCCAGACCCGACAUUCCGGGCUCGGGCUCAGGCAACGGUAUCAGCCCGCCGGCUCCGACGCCUCCUGUCGCCAUCCCCGUGACGACCGUGACCUUUACGCAGACCCUGAGCGGUAGCACAUUCACCACCGCCGUGACUGUCCCGCAGGUCACCUUUGUCACCGUGGAGCCUACCGCUCCCGGCAGCAACGCAGGCCCCACCCCCGAAAUUGGCCUGAUUCCCAUGCCCACGGCAAACCCGACGCCUGGUUCUGGUUCUGCAUCCGGAUCUGGUUCUGGCAGUGGGUCCGGGUCCGGGUCCGGGUCUGGCGCAGGUAACGGUUCCUCCUCCGGUGGAUCCGGCGGCAACGGCAAUGGUGCCGAGGGUGGUGCGUCCGCAACCACCGCUGCCAUCGCGGCCACAAGCUUCGCCCCAGCAGCGACGGGUACAAGCACAAGCACAAGCACGGGCGUCACGCCCGACAUCUUCACCGGCGCAGCGAGCAGGCAGAGCGUCGCGUGGGGUGUGUUCGCCGGCGUGAUUGCUGGUGUGGCGUUUAUGGUUUGA